UUUGUCCUCUCCUCAGGUAAUCGCUCUGGCUGAAGCAGCUGAGGAAAACCAAGCCAAUCUGCUGCAGUCGUUCACCAGGCUGAAAAGUGCCACCCAUCUGGUGAUUCUGCUGAUUGGGCUGUGGCAGAAGCUCAAUGCCGACCAGGUUGUUAUUCUGGAAGUAGCAUUUCUGCCCCUGCAGGAGGACACGCAGGCUUUGGGCUGGGAAGAGACCGUGGACACUGCCGUGUCCCAUCUAUUGAAAACUUGCCUGUCAAAGAGUCCCAAGGAGCAAGCUUUGAACCUCAGCAGCCACCUGAACAUGCCCAGGGACACGAGCCAGCUGAAGAAACACAUCAGCCUGCUGUGUGACAGAUUGGCGAGAGGCGGGCGACUCUGCCUCAGUGCCGACGUGGCCACCCCGAAGACCAUUGUCAUGCCAGGUGGCUGUACUCCAAUCCCAGAAUCAGACCUGGAGGAGAGAUCAGCAGAACAAGACUCCACAGAACUGUUUACCAACCACAGACUCCUCGCCACAGGGCCCUGUAGGCCUGAAGAUUCUUCCCUCCAGGGGCUUUUGAAAUAGUCAGUAGAGCUGUCUUGUUGAAGGGAAGCUGCCUUCCCAAGCCUGAGCCUCAUGAACCUCGUGCAGCUGGUGUGGGGUGGCAAGCUGCUCAGGGCUCACCCCAGAGAUGACACUCCGUGGAGACAAAGACCCCGCUCUCUGCUUUCCUGAGAACCUGAAGCACCAUAGCAGCCUAGCUGAGAGCCCAGAGUUGUCUCUGCUUGCUGGGAAGCAUAUUACUGCUUUUGGUCAUCUGUGUGCCUAGAGAGAGUCACAGGAUAUAGUGAGAUGACAUAGUUUGGGGACAGACUGUAAUGCAAAGAUCUGGAUCCAAAAUAAUUUGACAUCCUAUUUUUUCACAGGAUUUUUGUACAGUAAAUGUAUCAAGUUUAAUAAAGCAUCUCACUGUCAAACAGUAUCUUACAGUUGACCUAUAAUCUGAGGUUCUAAAAGGAAUUUCUCUACUUUGUUUCUUGAAAGGAAUUGAAAAGUUUGCUACUCUGUGAUUAGAGUUGAAUGUUGAACGUGUAGGCCAGGCUGACCUUGAAUGAAGAUUCCUCGGCUUCAGCUUCUUGAUUGCAUGGAUUACAGGCAUGCACCACCAGCCCAGUUUAAAUAAAAUAACUACUGUGAAACUUUCAUUUCCUUUGCUCUAUUAGACUAAAAAUGGAUGCUGUUAUGUUUUCUAAUAUUAGAUGAAAAUUUAAAAUAUUUGUCUCCUCUUUUUAUUACCCUAAUAGGUGCACCUUUAAAGAGAUUCAGGUUAUAAAAGAAUUCAUACUUUAUUACAAUUAAAAUUUAAGGUUUUAUAUGUAAGAAACUAAAGUGAUUUUUUUUUUCUAUUGCAAGGAAGAAUUACACUUGUAAGACUGGUUUGGUUAAACAAGAACAUGCCUGUCUUUUUGGACAGCCUGUCAGUACAAAGUGGGAGUGGCUCAUGGUGUUGCUGUAGCUGAAGUGUGGAAAAGCUGUGCAGGGUCACUCAUGUAUCAUUCCAAGCAUCUUUUUUUAGGAGAGGCAGCAGAAGAUGUGAUGUUCCUCACUGUCAAGUAGAGGAGUGGCCAGCUGCUGGCCAGCAGUGAAUCUGUCCAGCCCCUGGAGACCAGCCCAGAGAUGUGGGUUCUGGGGACCCCAUGCACUCCCCAUCUUCCUAGCAGCUCAACACUGGGAAGGCACAGUCCGCUGCCUACACCCAUGCACUUUGGUGCUCAGAACACGAGACCGUGUGCACUUCGGCCAUGCUUCAUCACACGCUGGCUCACCUGGUGCCAGGAGCCACAGCUGUGCCCAUCAGGGAGAUGCCUUUGCCUCACAUACUCCUUUGUGAAGCUGGAUGAGGACAGCACUGGGCAAGGGAGGAAUUCCUGUUCCUUCCUGUUCAUUCCGCCAGCAGAACAGCUCACAAUAAUUUAACCGUCUUCUGAGUUUACCCAAGCCACACAAUACUUCCCAUGAGCCUGCAGUAGAUGUCUCCCAACUCAGCUUCCCCUUGGCCUGAUCCUGAGUCCACAGCCACUCUGCUGCCCAACCAAAAAGCAAGAGGAGAGACACUUGUAUUCAGUUAUGCUUAAAAUAUUUUAAAAUUAUAAAAAAUACGACUAUGUGCCUGGGCAAGGAAGGUGUCCUUAAGUUUAAGCUUCCUUAGUAUCACAAUAAGUCUAUUUUAUAUGAUAGACUAGAAACUACACACUAAAUGUUUUUAAUUUUCUCCAAAUGCAUGGUACAGGAGUAUGUGUGGGAGAGUGCAGAGUGUGGAAAGGGCAAUUUUGUAAGCGAGGAUUCAAAACUCCUUUAUAUUUGCUCUAGGUCUCUGUCAAGCCAAUGUGAUCUGUGAGUUCCAAUAUGAAUACAUGUUUGAUUUUCAUUGUUGGCCAAUAAUUAUUCCCUUAUGGCUAUCAGUAAACCUUUAAGGACUUGUAGAGCAAUGAUUCUUCCAUUCAGUGUCCUGGAUUCCAUGGAGAGAUGUUUUACCUUACAUAUCCUUACAUAUCCUGCUGACCCUUACUUAACAACUAUUGCAUGGGUUGUCCAAAAGGAAUUGAGCUGUCUUUAUACUGGCAAAUGAUCUAUUAUAGGAAAGCACAAGCAUAUUAUCAAAUUUUGAAGCACACAGCCCACUCCACAUUCAUCAGAAAGAGUGAAAAGCCUCCAAGGGCUACAGACUUGACUAAUGUCUGUUUACCUGGCCUUUGGAAUCAUGUCUUUUCCACUUGUUACCAGGUGCUGAGGGAGAAACUCACAGCAUCAGCUAUAAACCCUCAUUUCCAUGGUUGGAAGUCCCAAAGAAACAUUAAGAUCAUCUGAAUAAGUGGAACAAUUAGAAUCAAAUCCUUUUUUGGAACUUCUGGGAAGAUGGCAGAUUGCUAAGCAGCAGAGAAACAGCCUCUCUGAGAUUUGGAGUCCAGAUGCUGGAAUAUAGGAACAUGAAUAUAGGAACAUAGGGUCCCAAUAAUGAUCGGAAGCAAGAAUUGGAGCCCAUAGGGAGAGGAAAGAGAGGGACCCCAGCAAAGAAGAGGGAGAUGGCAAGUGGUGCUCUCUCCCUGAGCCUCCGCCCACAGUGUGGGAGGGGCAGCCCAAACCUGCGCACACACACAGUGACUGCUAGUGACCUCAGGCCCCCAUGGAGAAACACACCAGUGCAAUGGAGUAGUGGACACUCCAGACUGCAGUUGCUGGUUUUUUCCAGUCCAGAUGUCACCCAGAAGAGGAUGAUUGGCUGGUCACCAUUUUGGAAAGGUCCUGAAUAAACAGAACUCUGAACUGCAGGUUGGCUCCUUCUAGCGGCUCCCAGUGUCAGGGUGAGGUGCCAGCAGGUUCAAGUUGGCAGGGAGGUCAGGGAGCCAAGUCCAACCUGGCAGGAGGCACCUGGAGUGUUGUGGGCUGAACAACUCCGACAUCAGCCUCACAGCCGGAAACCAGAAGCAGCCUGAACUUCAGGGGAAAAGUAAAGGCCAGGGCUGGCUGGGAUUAUCCACCACCCCACCUUAAUUCUACUGCUGACUAGCUGAGAUCAUCUGGGCUCUGUCUGCCCCCCGUCUACCAGUAACAGCAGAGAUAUGCCCUGAAGUGGACAUUGUUUUCUUCUUUUCUUCCUUUCUUUGCUUUUUUUUGUUUCUUGUUUGUUUGUGUUUUUAUAUGAGUAUGAACAUAAUUUCUAGUUUUUUGUUGUUGUUGUUUUGCUCUGUUCUUGUUUGUUUCUUCUUUCUUUCCUUCCUGUCAUCUUCACCAUUUUCCCAAAGCUUAUGUAAUCAUCCUUUGUCCUCCAGCCUUGCUUUUAACUUCUUUCUCUUCUAUUUCUCUAUUUUUUCCCUAACCCCUUUGAAAUUUUCUCUCCUGAGGAUAAAAUCACCAUAUUGAGAGGAUAUGUACUCCAUGAAAUUUUCUGGUUUCUUUUUGGCCAAUCUCCCCAAUGAACAGACACAAAAAUCCUCAAUAAGAUACUGGCAAACUGGCAAAUCAUCAAGAAGAUUAUACAUCAUAACCAGGUAGGAUUCAUCCCAGGAAUGUGAGGAUGGUUCAACA
This is a messenger RNA of Heterocephalus glaber (naked mole-rat), 4066 nucleotides long. NCBI's taxonomy places the organism in Eukaryota, Metazoa, Chordata, Mammalia, Rodentia, Bathyergidae. The record is from RefSeq and is a predicted model, not a curated record.